CAUCACGUAGCUUUCCCCGUAGCUAUACUCCAUACCCCAUAGUCUAUCCCGUAGUCUUGGUCUGGGGAAAUGUGACUAGGAGGUUGCUAGAGCCCCUUUGCAUGAGUAUUUAUAUCUGAUCCUCCUUUACCCAGGUCGUUUAUCAAAGCUCUGGAUCGGCAUCCAACACAUCCUACCUCUUGACACCCAAGAGUGCAAUAAUUUUUUCGAUCAGUCACUAUGAGCAGCACUUCGGAGAAGCCUCAGGUCAUCCAGACAGAAGGUGUCACCACUCCUUCAAACGUUGAGAUGGAAGAUCUCAAGACUGCACCAACAACCGAUACUGUGCAUUUCGAUGAAGCAUUGAAAGUUCUUCAAAAGUAUGAUGGUGACCAGACGUGGACUGAUCAGGAGGAGAAGCGGGUGCGAAGAAUCAUCGAUUGGAAGCUGAUGCCAGUGCUCUGCAUGACAUACUGUUUACAGUACUACGACAAGGCAAUGCUCAGUCAAGCUGCUAUUUUCGGACUCAGGGAUGACUUGGGCCUGAAGACGGGCAAUCGCUACUCCUUCUCAGCAGCUAUUUUCUAUCUUGGUUACAUCGUUGGGGCUUACCCAACCAUGAUCUUGGCUCAAAGAUAUCCUGUCGAACGUGUGGCAUCCAUCCUUGUGGUGCUAUGGGGUAUCUGUCUCAUCCUUACUGUUGCUUGCACCAACUACCAGGGACUAUAUGCACAGCGCUUCUUCCUCGGUUUGCUCGAGUCUGGCAUCAGUCCUCUCUUCAUGCUUAUUGUUGGAAGUUGGUACAAGAAGAACGAGCAAGCCUUUAGAAUGGGAAUUUGGUACAGUUGCACUGGCUACGUGUCCAUCUUCUCUCCUCUCAUCAACUACGGAUUCGGACAGAUCACCAGCGGACCUCUCUCAUCUUGGAAGUAUAUGUAUCUCUUUGCCGGAGCCAUAACAACCUUAUGGGGAGUUGCCAUCUGGUUCGUGCUCCCACCCGACCCAAUCCGAACAACCAUCUUCGACGAAAGACAACGCUUCAUCGCCAUUUCGCGUCUGCGCAGCAACAACUCCGGCGUACGAAACAUGCAUCUGAAGAAGAACCAGAUCACCGAAUUACUCCUUGAUCUCAAGUUCUGGAUUAUGAUCUCAACCGCAUUCCUCAUGAUGAUUGCCAACGGCCUCAUCUCGACCUUCAUGCCAAUCAUCAUCAACGGCUUUGGAUUCAGCACCCUGAACUCCCUACUUCUCAUGACACCCGCUGGAGCCUUCGCAGGAACUAUUCAGCUGGUUGCGCCGUUCCUGGCAAUGAAAUUCGCAGGCGUUCGAACCUACAUCAUCAUCGUUUGCCAGUGCAUCACGACUACCGGAGCGUUGUUGUUAUGGCUUCUGCCCCGAACCCAAACCGGAGCAUUGUUAUUUGCUGUUUACAUCCUGCCAGCAACCGGAGGAGGAUAUGCUGUUGUCAUGGGCCUCCAAAUCGCUAAUAUUGCUGGUUAUACGAAGAGGUCCAUCGCGUCAUCCGGUUUAUACAUCGGGUACUGCUUGGGUAACUUUGUUGGCCCCUUGCUAUUCAAGCCAGUGGACGCACCUCGCUAUGUUCCUGGGUUCGUCGCUGUUGUCAUUACGGCAAUCGUUGCUGCUGGAUUUAUUGCCGCGUACCGAUUAGUAUGUAUUUUGGAUAAUCGCAAACGCGACAAGUCUGGUAUCAUGGAAGGAUUUGAGCAUGCUUAUGAGGAUGACCUGACGGAUAUGAAGAAUCCUCAGUUCAGAUACAUUCUGUAAGCGACAUAUAUUGUUGGGAAACGGACAGAAAGUAAGGAACUGUAGUAGCUAGGAGGCUGGUUUUGAGUAUUUUCAAUAAUCAAUAAUUUAGUAUGAGUUAAAGG
Molecule: messenger RNA, 1868 nt
Organism: Pseudogymnoascus verrucosus
Lineage: Eukaryota; Fungi; Ascomycota; Leotiomycetes; Thelebolales; Thelebolaceae
Exons: 6
Coding region: 220-1764 (514 amino acids)
Biological process (GO): transmembrane transport
Cellular component (GO): membrane
Molecular function (GO): transmembrane transporter activity
Source: RefSeq, a predicted model, not a curated record